Messenger RNA from Microthlaspi erraticum, 489 nucleotides. The record is from the annotation of a GenBank genome assembly. NCBI's taxonomy places the organism in Eukaryota, Viridiplantae, Streptophyta, Magnoliopsida, Brassicales, Brassicaceae.
AUGACAAGUCUUUCCAUCUCCGUCGUGGCUCUGACGCCGUUUCGGCCUCAGACUCAGACCCGCCUUACAAAACUCAGUUUCCGAACGAAUCUCCGCUCACUCAAUCUCAAAUCGACAAGGAUUAGCACGAAAGUUAGAGGUUUGGGUGGCAAUCGGAAGGAUUCGAGAUUCGUAGAUGAAAAUGGCGCGAUUGAUGACAUGGAAGGUUUCUUAGACAACCUCUCUCUCGAAUAUGAUUCCGUCUGGGACACGAAGCCCUCCUGGUGUCAGCCAUGGACGAUAAUGCUAACGGGUCUAUCAAUAGUGGCAUGUAGCUGGUUAAUACUACAUUCGGUUCUAGUUUCAUCGCUUGCCGUUGGUUUAAUUGCCGCUUGGUGGUACAUUUUCCUCUAUAGCUACCCAAAGUCGUAUUCAGAAAUGAUUGCUGAAAGAAGGAAAAGAGUAGCUGAUGGUUUCGAAGAUACAUACGGCAAAAACAAGAGUUUAUAG